AUGGACAACAAGAAGGCAACAGUCGUGGAGGAUCUUCAUAGACCAGCUCGACGAAAUUAUCCACGUCAACGUGUUGAAGUUUGCGGGCUGGAUGAGACGUGGCAGGCAGAUCUUGUGGACAUGAGUGCCUUUUAUCGUGAAAAUGGAGGGCCGUGUCCCACAGAAGUUACAUGUGAUAGAGGCAAAGAAUUCUACAAUAGUCAAUUCAGGCUUAUGCAGAAUUAUACCAUUACUAUGUACUCAACAUUCAGUAACCUCAAAGCAUCCAUCUGUGAGCGAUUCAAUCGCACGCUCAAGGAGAAAAUGUGGAAACAGUUCAGUUUGCAAGGGACAUACAAGUGGAUUCUCAUUGUCACGAAUUUGGUUCAGUCCUAUAAUAACACCAAACAUCGCACAAUUAAAAUGAAACCGAAGGAUGUUACUGCCGCUCAUGAGAAGUACCUCUUACAUCACGUCUUUGGGCAACUCAAAACUCAUAAUACAAAAAAAAUCAUGUUUAAAGUUGGAGAUAAGGUGCGCAUCAGCAAUACGCCCAAUUUGACAACGGAAAUAUUCACGAUAAGUCAAGUUGUGAAAACCAAUCCUGUCACCUAUAAACUCACGGAUUAUGAGGAUAACCCAAUUGAAGGUGGAUUUUACCAAGAGGAAUUAACGAGAGUUACGAAUCCUGAUGUUUAUCUCAUAGAGAAAAUCCUUCGAAGAUGUGGAAAUAAAGCCUUUGUUAAAUGGCUAGGUUUUGAUAGUUCUCAUAAUAGUUGGAUAAAUAAAGAUGAGUUAUAA
This is a messenger RNA of Diachasma alloeum, 780 nucleotides long. RefSeq lists its product as uncharacterized. The record is from RefSeq and is a predicted model, not a curated record. NCBI's taxonomy places the organism in Eukaryota, Metazoa, Arthropoda, Insecta, Hymenoptera, Braconidae. Gene Ontology annotation, biological process: DNA integration. Gene Ontology annotation, molecular function: nucleic acid binding. The coding region runs from base 1 to 780 and encodes 259 amino acids. The transcript has 2 exons.